This is a messenger RNA of Kuraishia capsulata CBS 1993, 1842 nucleotides long. RefSeq lists its product as uncharacterized. The record is from RefSeq and is a predicted model, not a curated record. The coding region runs from base 1 to 1842 and encodes 613 amino acids. Gene Ontology annotation, molecular function: phosphatidylinositol-4,5-bisphosphate binding. The transcript has a single exon. Gene Ontology annotation, biological process: exocytosis. Lineage: Eukaryota; Fungi; Ascomycota; Pichiomycetes; Pichiales; Pichiaceae. Gene Ontology annotation, cellular component: exocyst.
AUGACCACCGAGGAAUUACUCAUUGAUGUUGACGAGGCCGAUGUGGCGGUUUUAGAUGACAAUCUGAGGUCGAUACGGCAAAUUGGCCAAACCAUGAGCUCCUCGUUAAAAGAUAUACAGGAUCGAGCUACUAGUUCAUCCAGGAACAUCUCGCCAUUGGUUCGCAGUUCGAAGAAACUGGGAAUGUACCAUACGAACAUAGUGGAGAGUUUUGAGGUGAUAAAGGUGAUAAAGAGCUAUGCGAAGCGGGCAUCACAGCUGGAGGCUGUGUUAAACGACAGCGAAUCGAUCAGGAAGGUCGGGGUGAAGGGCUUUGUUGAUAUUCUGAACAAAACGAACGCGUUAAAAGACGAGAUUCAAAACGCCGGACUACAAGAUUUUGAGGGCAUCAUCAGUGGAUUGAGGAGCUCUGUUACCGAAGGAUUGCUGUACCUGCGGCUAUACUACGAUGACGUAUUGGCGAAAUAUUCUCAGUCGUUUGACCCAAUUCCGUAUUUGGAAAAGAAAGAGCAUUAUCCAAUUGUUCAGAAGAAGGCUCUAGAUGAUAUGAGAAUGAUAUUCCAUUACUACUCGAAAAUUGGAUCUUUUGCUGAAGAAAGGCUAGUUUCGCAGAGGUCUGAUAUGGUGAGAAUGAGUAUGAAACCCCUUGAAUCGUCCACAGUUCCUUCGAGUAUCAAGGCAACAUAUGACCGUGGAAGUAAUGGAAUAGCGACAUACAGCGAAGCUCUUAUUCAGUUUGUGACUUCUGAGUCGCAAUUGUAUGGUGCUAUAGCUGGUGAAACCGACGACGUCAAGCGCCUGUUUUCAUCCGUCUUCAAGCAAGCUUUCCAGAGCUACAACGAUGUCCUCAACAAGAUCAUAGAUUUUAGUGUGACCCACACAAGUGGUCAUGGACCAUUGGUCUUUGAAGUCUACCACUGGGUGAACAAAGUACUUUCGAAUAUCCGUGCGAAUAUUUUUACCCCACCCACGUUCUUAGUGGAAUCGAUGUCCAAAGCCAAGAUUCAAUCUGAGAAUUUCUUCAAAGAAUUUUUGGUCGCCAUCGACGCGAAGUUUACAGAAGGACCCGGUGCUAAUCCUGUUGGUGAAUCAGGUAUAAGUUCUCGUGCAAGCGAAUGCUUGACACGGUUGACUAAACUGGCUGACUUCCACGAUCUCCUAUACCCAGUGAUACAAAGUAUAGACAGCGGAGGAUGGUAUCCGCAUCCAAAACCACUCUGGGCUCAAACUUUCUCUACUGUUUCUGGAUCCCUGUCAGCAGAUAAGGCAGAUCCUCGGUUUUUACUGUCAAGUUUUUUCAGUGAUGUGUUGGAUGCGAUUUUUGUGAAUCUCGAGAUUAAAAACAAGCCUUUACUGAAGAAAGAAAACCUUGGGAUAAUGUUGUUGGUGAACAUAUCUGUGGCCGAAGAGUUCAUGAAAAAGACCAAGCUUGGCCUGGUUCUCGGGCAGCCUGGUACCGAUAGACUCGAGAAGCUGAAGAAGAGAGCGAGAACGUAUUUCAGAGACGCAUGGAGUUCGUGUGCUCAGUAUCUCAUGGAUGUGACGGUUAUCAAUGGGUCUGCACACGGCUCGUCUCUCACCUCAAAGGAGCGCGAGGCCAUUAAAGAGAAAUUUAAGAACUUCAACCACGAGUUUGAAGAGAGGUGCAAAGCGUUCAAGUCAUAUCGGAUAACAGAUCCAAAGUUAAAGAAGUAUCUUGUCGACGAGAUAUCCUUCUUAGUGCCACUGUAUGGCAGAUUCUACGACAAACACUCCGGAGGAGAUUUCACCAAGAAUGCAAGCAAAUACAUAAAGUUUGACAAGUCCCAGUUGGAGCAAGCUAUUCGAAGCUUAGCCAACUGA